This is a messenger RNA of Thermothielavioides terrestris NRRL 8126, 2369 nucleotides long. RefSeq lists its product as uncharacterized. The record is from RefSeq and is a predicted model, not a curated record. The transcript is spliced from 3 exons. Bases 154 to 2052 code for a protein of 632 amino acids. Gene Ontology annotation, cellular component: nuclear pore transmembrane ring; spindle pole body. Gene Ontology annotation, biological process: nuclear pore organization; spindle pole body localization. Lineage: Eukaryota; Fungi; Ascomycota; Sordariomycetes; Sordariales; Chaetomiaceae. Gene Ontology annotation, molecular function: spindle pole body-nuclear membrane anchor activity.
ACUCGCAGCUGUGAGCUGCUGCAGAGACAGCUUUUUAUUUACAAACCCUGACCUUCCGCUGCGAUCCGCAACGUCGCCCAGCGACUCAUCAAAACACCAACACCACCAUCCGGGAGAAAGGAGUCUUCCUCCCCUGGACGAUGCCCAGCAAAGAUGGCCGGAGCUACAGUGAGGAGGUCGCCGUAUAAGGAUUUCCUGCAGCCGGCAUUGCAGCGACGCUUUGCGACGGCGAGCUUGUUUGUGCUGGCCAUCGCCUACGCCCAGGCCCUGCUCCUGGCGAAUUGGGGCUCCUUAUUUUGGUCCUGGUUCCCGCUGGGCCCGGCCGGCAUACGCGCCGUCUUUUUCUUCUUCUGCAGCAUCUCCAUCAUCAUCCUCCGCAUCGCCCAGUACCACCCCGGCCUGCGCACCUCCGACUCGGGCAUCCACACCUUCUUCCGCUAUGCGCCGAAGUUCCAGACUCUCGAGACCGUCCUCACAUAUGCGCUUUCGGCCUUCGUCUUCAGCCAGGUCUACCUGUGGUCGCUGCCGGAGAAGUCGGGCAUGGAGCACAUCACCUAUUUCAUGUCGGACCGGGCGAGGCUGAACGAGAAGCCGAUUUUCUUGACGACCCAUCUGGUGCUGCUGGGCGUCUACCAGGGCCUGGUGCAUCUCUUCAAGGACGUCGACCGGCUGACCCUCGGCGUCGCUCGGCCGCAGAACGGGGGUGGGAAGCCCGAGGAAGGCGAUUCAUCCUUCCAGGUGCGGCGGUUCCGCGAUCAGAUACCGACGAUGGUGGUGUACACGGUCAACCAUUUGGUAUUCGGCCUGGUCAUCAAUUUUGCCGUUUAUCCCCUUUUCUUCCGCGCCACGAUAUGGAAGACCAUGAUGGUGUUCCUGCGGCCCAUCUAUAACCUUCCGAGGAGCAACAUGGUCCCCGCCACGCUGCCGUUCUCCUUCUCGAGCCUCUCGCACUGCUGGAUUGCGGGCUUGAUGCUCAUAUUUGCCUGGACGGCCGCCAACACGGCUUUCUCUCUCUUCCUGGUUAAGAACCCGCUGAAGAACGGAAAGCCGUUGACGUCGGACGCCAAAGACCCGAAUGGCAGCCUCCUGAAUGGCUUGAAGAAUAAGAAGCUUUCCAUCAAGUGCUUCGCCAUGUGGGAGCUGGCCUUCAUUGCCCGCGACUUUGAGGAUCGACGCAAGGCCAUCUACGAAGACAUCGACCGCAAGGACGGUCCAAUGUGGUCACAGGUCUACAAGAUCUGCUUGGACGUCCUCAAGGAGCUGGGAACCAACAUAGACACGUACACAGCGCCGCCGCAGCCCUCCGGCCCGCCCGCCGCAGCGCCCGCAGGCGAGGAGCCAAAGCGAACAACAGCCCCGCCAAAGGACGACCCCAUCUUCCAGCCCAUCCCCCAGAGGAAAGGCUUCCGCAGCCAGGUCGAAAAGGUCGUCAACCAAGCGGCGCUGGCACCCGGCCAGGGGUCACAGCUCAGCCCCGCGGCAAAGAAGGCCGUUGAAUCCGCCAAGCAGCAGCUCCGCCGCAUCCAGAAAGAAGCCACCGGCACGGACGACACACAGGGACUCUUUAAGGACUUGGCCCUGAAGGUGCUCCACUCAACCGCCGGCUGGCCCUUCCGGCAGCACUACCGGCGGCGCGUCGCGCACGCCGUGCUCGGCGCGCCCUACGGGGAGCCGAGCCUGUACGUCAACGCGGCCUGCGCGCUCAGCCAGCUGGCCGUGCACAGCCUGCGCGAGGACCGGUACGGCAACGUGCAGCGCGACGUCGCGGCCAUCGUGCGCGCGCUCACGGGGCUGGCGCGCAAGCUGGACGCGUUCAGGAGCGGGCUGGCCACGCACUGGACCGACGUCGAAGGCAAGCGGGAGUCGCCCGAGGUGGAGCAGGUGGCGCAGGCGCUGCGGGAGGCGCUGGUCAGGCUGAUCGAGGCGUUCGGCCCCUAUGCGAGGGAUCUGAGGCUGAGCUUGACGGACGUGAGGCUGGCGAAGGAGGCCGCGGGCCUGCUGGGGCCGGAAGGCGAGAUGGAGGAGGUCGGCGCGAGGAGGGCUGGGAGGUAGCGCACUGGGAAAGGAUCAGGAAUAUUAUGUAUCAGCGUUUGCUGGGUGUCAUCUACACUAGACGGUUACGAUGGGCUUUGGGGUUAUGGGUGGUGCAUCAAAAUGUGUCAAUAUGGUCAUGAUUUUCUUAGGACCAGCUUCAUGGGGCUCGAAACUGGAACGCAGGAGUGUGUACGGAACAUAGCUUAUCGGGUCUGUCGGCCUCGCGGGAGCACAGGGGACACAAGAACCCACGCGCUUAACCCUAACCCUUAAUCUAUCCGCGGCUGACGGGAAAGCGGCUGGCUCCCGCUGCGCAAUGGCUCAAUUCACUCGCA